AUGCCUGGACACAACCAGUCUUCGGCGUCCAACGAAGACACGCAGCAACAUGAAGCUCUCGCGAUAAGGGCAGGAGAAAGAGGUUCAUCUGUAUUCUCGUUAAGGCAGCAGCUGACGUCAUUAUUUUGCCCGCAGGUUGUUCUGGUAGCCGCGUUGGCCGUGACGGCCUUCGCCAGCGAGGAGAAGGCCGCUAAACCAGCGGCGGUCGAAGAUAAGAAGCAGGAGAAGCGGGGCAUCUACGACACCGGGUCCUACGGCGGCGGCUACAGCGAUGGUGGCCACGGGUUCAGCGGAAGCGACGAGGGCCAGGGCUACGGAGGCCAGGAGAGCUACGGCGGGCAGGAGGGUGGCUACGAGAUCAGCCAGGGCCACGGCUACGGCCAAGGCGGCUACGGCCAAGGCGGUUACGGCCAGGGAAGCGGUGGCGAGUUCGGCGGCAUCUCCGGCGACUCCUGGAAGCCCAUCUCCAGCGACGAGGGCCACGGCCACCACGAGCACGUGAAGACCAUUGAGGUCGUGAAGAAGGUGCCCGUUCCAUACACCGUCGAGAAGCACGUGCCGUACACCGUAGAAAAGAAAGUCCCGUACGAGGUGAAAGUGCCCUACCCGCAGCCGUACACCGUCGAGAAGAAAGUGCCGUUCACGGUCAAGGAGUACGUCAAGUACCCGGUCUACGUGCCCGAGCCCUACACAGUCGAGAAGAAGGUACCUUACGAGGUGAAGGUCCCCGUCGACAAGCCGUACGAGGUCAAGGUCAAAGUGCCCACCCCCUACACCGUCGAGAAGAAAGUGCCUUACGAGGUGAAAGUGCCCGUACCGCAGCCCUACACCGUCGAGAAGAAGGUACCAGUGCCCGUCAAGUACGAAGUCAAAGUGCCCCAGCCCUACGAGGUGGUCAAGAAGGUGCCUUACGAAGUGAAAGUGCCAGUCGACAGGCCAUACAAUGUGUACGUGCCCAAGCCUUACCCGGUCACGGUGGAGAAGCCGUACCCAGUGACUGUCAACAAGCCGGUGCCCUACGAAGUCAAGGUCCCAGUGGACAGGCCCUACAAGGUCGAGGUGGAGAAACCCUACCCCGUGCACAUUAAGGUGCCGGUGCCCAAGCCGUACGACGUCUACAAGAAGGUUCCCUACACCGUCGAGAAGAAAGUGCCCUACGAAGUCAAAGUGCCCAUCGACAAGCCGUACCCUGUGUACAAGGAGGUGCCUGUUCCCCUGGUUAAGGAGGUGCCGUACCCCGUGAAGGUGCACGUGCCCCUUUACUUCCAGAAAGAAGUGGAGCACCACGGCCACCACGGCUGGCAC
Messenger RNA from Iphiclides podalirius (scarce swallowtail), 1305 nucleotides. The record is from the annotation of a GenBank genome assembly. Lineage: Eukaryota; Metazoa; Arthropoda; Insecta; Lepidoptera; Papilionidae.